This is a messenger RNA of Octopus sinensis (East Asian common octopus), 741 nucleotides long. RefSeq lists its product as uncharacterized. The record is from RefSeq and is a predicted model, not a curated record. The coding region runs from base 1 to 741 and encodes 246 amino acids. The transcript has a single exon. Lineage: Eukaryota; Metazoa; Mollusca; Cephalopoda; Octopoda; Octopodidae.
AUGGAAUUGGUCAUAAAGAUUACUAACUUCAUUAUAUUAAGAGUAAUAUAUUAUUUAUCAUAUUUAAAUCGGAAAUCUCUUGGGAGAGGACUUGCUUCAGUCUCUUUCAGAAGUGAACUGAUACUUUUCCAGUUCAUGAAAAGUUUAGAAAGACAGUCGACAGUAUGCUUACGGAGAUCGGGAAUCCUGCGUGUGAUACAAAUAAAUAAAUGGCAUAUGGCCACAAUUGCAGGAUUUCUCGCCUCCAAGUAUGCAAUUCUCGACAUGGAGAAUUUGGGUGUUGAAUUUAUCAAAGAUGCUCAAAGAAAAUAUUUGCUUAAGAACAUCAAUUGUAAAAUGCUACAUUCGGUUCUAUUCAAAUGCAUGGACGAACAAAAUGUUGAUCUAGCCACAUCCUCAGAGUGGUUAUUUAAAGGAAAUAAUGGUCCACGGAGUGAAGCAUUGUACUGCCUCUUACAGGAUAGGAAUUUGUUCUUCACAUCCAUGGGAUCUUUAUGCAGUCACUGCAAAAAAUGCAAGAAAACAGUUGAUCAUUUGGCUACGCAGUGUGGGAAGAUGUUAAACAGUGAUUAUCUGCGGAGACACAAUGAAGUUGUGAAGUGCAUUCACCUUCAUUUGUGUCGGACCUACGGUAUUAAGAGAGGAAGCAAAUUAAAGACUCAUUCUGUUCAGUCCAUAUUAUCGACGCAGAAUGUUGAAAUCAGAGUCGAUAUGUCAAUCAUGACGGAAACUAAAGUUUAA